Messenger RNA from Dreissena polymorpha, 507 nucleotides. RefSeq names its product heat shock 70 kDa protein 12A-like. NCBI's taxonomy places the organism in Eukaryota, Metazoa, Mollusca, Bivalvia, Myida, Dreissenidae. Bases 42 to 383 code for a protein of 113 amino acids. The transcript is spliced from 2 exons. The record is from RefSeq and is a predicted model, not a curated record.
UCACACGCUCAACCACGCUAACCGACAACAAGGGUCUCAAGAUGCCUGCACACAAGGUAUUCUCUUCCUGCAUCCGCUACCUGAAGGAUCACCUUGUCAACUUGCAAUCUGUGACUGGGAAGGGCCUGAUGUUCAUUGAGAUGCACUGGGUGCUUACCGUGCCCGCCAUCUGGGGCGACUCAGCAAAACAGUUCAUGAGAGAGGCCGCCGUUGAGGCGGGCAUUGCGACAGAGAAUCUGUCGCUGGCUCUGGAGCCGGAAGCUGCCGCCCUGUAUUGCCGCUACCUGCCCAUGGAGAAGGUGGUCGACUCGUCUGGCAAAGCGUCAAUUGAAUCCUUCGCGCCUGGCAAACGCUACCUCGUGCUGGACGCUGGGGGUUUAUAGACUGUUUUUGCUUAAUCUAUUAUAGUUAAACAUAAAAUAAAUUGUAAUAUUGUGAAUUAGAAUUUAAGAUACCGUGAUUUAGCUUCGUUAGUAAGAAACCCGCUACUUACAAAACACAUCAAAA